AUGCUCUUUCUCUUUCUGCAGAAGUACACUACUAGUAUGGAUUUUGUACGGAAAUUUGAACGACAGUGUGGCUCCCAGGCCAGCGUGAAACGGUUAAGAUCUCAUCCCUCUUACCACAGCUUUAACAACAAAUGGAAUUUGCCUGUAUAUUUUCAAAUAAGAUUCAGAGAAAUAGCAGGGGCCUUAGAAGAAGCACUUUCAGAUACACUAGAGGAAGCACCAGCUGGCAGCUCAUACUGUCUUUUGGCCACUCACAUGGUCUGGAUGAGUCUUCUGAAGUGCUGGUCAGAUCAAAUGUUUUUACCAUUAUUAGCACACCGUCUGUGGAAACUUAGUCUGCAAAUUUUGGCACGCUACUCUGUGUUCAUUGGUGAGGUUUCUGUAAGGCCCAUUUCCAGUGAGAAUAUGAAGGAGGGCAAAAAAUCUGUGCCAGUUGGUAGAAAGGAAUCUUCUAUAAGCCUCAACCCUAGUGAGGACCAAGGGAACGGAUCUUCUCUAGAAAGUCAGCCAUUGCCUUCUAUAUCUAGUACUCAGUUGAUAUAUGUUGCUGCAGAUCUGGACAAACUCCAGGAUCAGAUUCCUGACAUCUUAGAAGUGAUUAAACCAAAACUUGAAAUGAUUGGCUUCAAGAACAUAUCUUGUAUUGCAGGAGCCUUGGAAGACUCAAAGACUGCUUUAUCAGCCUGUGUGCCUACCUUGAAUAACAGGAUUAUCCAGGACCUCAGUGAGUCCUCCUUCGCUUACCUGAAGAGUGCACUGGAAGUUCCAAGACUAUAUAGGAGAACCAAUAAGGAGGUGCCAACUAAAGCUUCACCUUAUGUUGACAGUGCUCUUAAGCCCUUCUACCGACUGCAGAACGAAUACAAGGAUAUAUUGAAGCAGCCCAUGAUUCAUCAGUGGUUGGAAGGUGCCCUCUCUGAAAGCACACAGAAGUAUUAUGAAACUGUAUCUGAUGUGCUAAGUUCUGUUAAGAAAAUGGAAGAGAGCCUAAAAAGGUUGAAGCAAGCCAGAAGAACUGCAACUUCAAACCCUGUUGGUACAAAUGGGGGCAUGAGUGAUGACAACAAAAUCCGACUGCAGCUGGCCCUAGACGUUGAGUAUUUUGGAGAACAAAUACGAAAGAUGGGACUGGAAACAAGCAGCAUAAAAAGCUUUUCAGCCCUUACAGAGCUGGUUCUAAGUGCCAAGGAUCAGGCUACAGUGGAACAAUCCUAGAUAUUUUUGAAAGCAUGUGAUUGAAGAUAAACAAUGUCCCUAAAAGAAAGAGUGAGAAUUUAACUCUUUUUUAUUUUACCAAAUAAGUAGCAAUGAAGUGCUUCCUAAUGUAUCUCGAGCAACGAAUCAGUGUAUCUUCUGUCAAGAUAGGCUUGUUUCACGAAAAGACUGAGAAUUUACCAUAGUUUUCCAUUAUAUGGAAAGCAAUCAAAAAUUCUACUGUAGAAUAAAAGUGGAAGAAAAUGGUUUUUUAUUUUUGUUGUACAUCUUAAAAUGUAGAAGAAUGAACUUACAUGAUGAAAAUAAUGUGUAAUAAAUUGUCUUCCUAA
Messenger RNA from Fulmarus glacialis (Northern fulmar), 1544 nucleotides. It is a transcript of the gene COG2, whose product is annotated as component of oligomeric golgi complex 2. Gene Ontology annotation, cellular component: membrane; COG complex. NCBI's taxonomy places the organism in Eukaryota, Metazoa, Chordata, Aves, Procellariiformes, Procellariidae. The record is from RefSeq and is a predicted model, not a curated record. Gene Ontology annotation, biological process: protein transport; intra-Golgi vesicle-mediated transport; Golgi organization. The coding region runs from base 1 to 1215 and encodes 404 amino acids. The transcript has 9 exons.